AUGUGCAUCUUUUGUAAUAAGAAUGUAAAUUUUUGUGGGCAUAAUAAGAAUCAGGAUAAAUACCGAAUUAUAUUUAUUAUCUCUAAAAAAAUUACGGUUUCAUAUAUAUAUAAUAAAACGGAUAGAAAAAAAUUUUCUAACAUUUUACGCGGUACUAAUAUUAGUAAGCAUCAGAAUCUGAACCUCAAGUAUUUCCGUCAAAGGAAUCUUCAGGUACGCAAAGUAACACUGAAGAAAUUCAAAUAAAAUGUAUUUCUAGAAACGCCACUGCAACUUCAAUCUAAGGGUACAUUUACACCAGAUCUUAAUGCACCGCAACACCCAGAUCUUCAAGGGUCACUAUCAUCUCAUUCCCCUGAAUCUCCUCAGUUGUCUCCUGAAGUAUCAGCCUCUGCCUCAGAUUUUUCAAAUUAUAAUGAGCCAAUUAAAACUAUAUAUUCAAAAGAGCAUACAAUUAAUUCAUAUAUUUCUCCUAUUCUAAUAAGCUUCCUAUGUGUUAUUGUAUUUUCCCUUUUUACUAUACACGCUUUAAUAGGAUUGUUCAAACAAAAAAAGAAAAUAAAAAGAAGACAGGUGAAAUUUCUGAGAUUACUAGUACUUUUAUUUUCUAACAAUAUAAGUAAACGUUUUACAGAUAAUAAUUUAGAAAACUCCAUAUAUGAUGAUGAAGAAAUCAUAAAAAAAAUUAAAAUAAAUGAACUUACAAAAAAUGUAAAUUCGUCAAAGCGACAAAAAGACAGAUCCAAUACCAUAAUAGAAGUACAUAUGGAAGUACUUGAAGAAUGCAGAAAUGAAGACUGGGAAAACAACAAAGAAGCAUUCUUAGAAAUAUGUAUAGAUGAGUUAGCAAAAGAGAAUUAUAGAACCAAUCCUAAUUUAACAGAUGAUGAUCUAAUAAAAGAAAAUAUUAAAAGUAGCAAUGAUAUUAAAAAACAAAAUAUUAAAUGGAAUAAAUGAAUAGAAAGAUAUAGAAAUCUUUCUGAAAAAUUGAAAAAAGAAGAGUGGUAUAAUAAUUAGAAAAAUGAAUGGAAAAAAGAACUAGCUUAUAUACAAGAAAUUGAAGAACUAAAAAAGAAAUCUUCUUAAGAAAAUCGCAAAAUUUGAUCCUUAGAAAUAGAAAAAGAUCUAUAGAAACAAUGGAUAUUAGAAAACUGUAAUAUUAUAGAACAAUAUUUGGAACAGGAAUGGCUUAAGGUAUUAAUAGAGAAGUUGCAGAGUAUAUCAGAAGAAUGAGUAAGUGAAGAAACCAUAAAUUAUAUAUCUUUAAUAAAUAUAGAAGAAUUGCUGCACAAAGAAAAUUAUAAAGAAUUAUAUAAAUAUAUAAAAAAAAAAGUAUUGACAAAGAUGUGUAUUCUUGCGCUUAUGUGGAUAUUGGACAAAUGUACAAAACAGGUGAAUUUUGAUAAUACGCAAUCAUACUUGGAUAGUUCAAUAAAUGAAUGGAAGGCAGAAGUAUAUUCAGGCAACAAACAAGAAAUUACAGUAAAUAUAAUUGAAUAUAAUAACAAUGAUAUAGAAAAUAAAAGAAAUAGGGAAUUCCAUGCGCACAUAGGGAAAGACAGUUUCAGAAAUGAGAUAGAAAUUUGGAUAGGAGAAGAUGACUUAUAUGCAAGUUCUAUAGUUAAUGAUCGGACAGUAGAAGAAUCCACUGAUAUAGCAGAAAAACACAUUUCAUAA
Messenger RNA from Plasmodium malariae, 1677 nucleotides. NCBI's taxonomy places the organism in Eukaryota, Apicomplexa, Aconoidasida, Haemosporida, Plasmodiidae. The record is from the annotation of a RefSeq genome assembly.